AUUAGUUAAACUUCGUUGAAAACCUUUCUGUAAAUCUCCUAAGAUUCUUAAAGAACCUCAGAAACCAAUUCGUGCUCUCGAAAAAAAAUAAUCGAAAACCUCUAACACACAGUGGAAAAGCGCCAAAAUUUGCUCAGCAGUUAUAGAAUGUCAACAAUUCUAAUUUGAACGUUGUGAGUCUUAUUGAAUACGAAAUAUCAUUUGAAUAUGAUCAUAUUUCAACUCCAGCAUACAAGUGAAAAUCCGUUAGAAAUCACCGUUGCACACGACUUUGCACGUAUGAAUGUCUGUUGGAUAUCUGUUCUCUGUGAUAUAACAUAAUAUAAAAAUGGAUCGUCUUAGAGUCCCAUUGUUUGGCGUAAAAUUUUAUCCGGAUUCGAAAUCCGAUUCCGAAAUUACAGCUCGAUUAGUGUGACAAUAUCAAUUUAAAGAAUGUUUUUGGUAGUGAUGAAUGUAAAUAGAAGUUAAUCCCUUAAAAACUGAGCAAUAGAUCCUAAAGGGUUUAUUUAUUUCCUCUGAGGAAAUUCCAAGAAAAAAGUAAAUAUGAUCGUAAUGGUAAUAACUAAAUCAGAUAUGUAAUAGGCCUAGAAUGUCACUACUUAUGACUAAACACUCGGCAGUUAUAAGUUUUUGCUUUUCUCAUUUAGAAAGGUUUCACAAUCAUGGUGAAAACCGACAUUUGAAUAGAGUUUCCGAGAACCGAGUCAGUUUGUCAAGACCGCGAAAUGUCUGUUAGCAAUUGUUUCUAGGUAUGUUUGAUCAUUUCACUUUCCUUAAUGACCGGAAGAGUAUUUUGUAUGCAUUUCGUAGAUAAUUUCUAUCAGAUUACGAUCACGAACCUAAAAGCAUACCUGAACCUCUAUCGUCGAUGAAUAUAUAAAUUCAACACUGGACGACAAGUCACAUUUCAGCUAAAGAUUAGACGUUCGUUUGAUAAAAUCUCAGCAAAAUGUUCACAGGCGUAAUUUACCUAUCGGUUACAGUUUGUUUCCUAACAGUGGCGGUAAUCGCGGAGAACUACGUCACAAAGUAUGACGAUAUUGAUCUGGAUGAAGUCUUCAAGAGUACUCGAUUAGUAAAUAAUUACGUAAAUUGUUUGAAAAACAUUGGACCCUGUACGCCGGAUGCAAAGGAGUUGAAAGAAAAACUACCAGAUGCGUUGGAAAACGAUUGCAUGCAUUGUUCUGAGAAACAGAAAGCAGGAGCCAACAAGGUGAUUCGCUUCAUCAUUGAAAAUCGAACCGAAGAUUUUAACAUUUUGGAAUCAAUGUAUGACCCGACCGGGGAGUAUCGGCGUAAGUAUUUGGAUGAACGAACGAAGUUCCGACAGCAACAGCCGAUGGAAGAAACCACCUCCACCCGGGCGGAGAGUAAUCAGUCCGAUUCGGCGAGUUCUUCUGAAGAAGCCACUACUGACGUUGAUCAGGGUCAGUCCGAGGGUCACUAGCACUUGGAUGUGGAGAUAAAUUGUCGUCAUGGAAGGAUCGGGUCUCUACCGGAAUGGAGCGGCGUGAUUGCUUUUUAUAAACGUUUUUCUUCAUCAUAUCAUAUUACAGUGAUCUAGAGCGAAAAUAGUAAAAGUUAAAAUUUGAGUGAAAUUCUGUAAAACUUUGUUUCAUAGCAAUUGAAACGCCAGUUGUAGAAUCGAUGGUUUUUUAAUAAAGCACGUGUUCUAUUAUAUGUUGCCAGCGAAUUAAAUCAUUUCGGAGUGUGCGUGAUAAACUUACUUACUUCUUUUGCAGGUCCGACAGUAUAAUCGUGUGAGUUCAUGUGUUGCGCAAGUAAAUCCAGUUACUGUUUAACAAAAUACUAGAUCGUAUGUCCGUUGGAUCACGUCUGAUCGGUUGAAGAUUGCAAGCAAGUUUCUCGCUUGGUUAACUGCACUAUCGUUAAAGUCUUCUUCUAGCGCUUUCGAUCAUCAAAGCUUAAUAACUUAUUCGCCUAAAUAUAGACUUAUAGAACGAUGUACGCAUUGUCACCGUUGGCAUAAGUUUAGAGUAAGCUGAAAUCGAUGCUUAAAUUGUUGAUCGAUUAUGAAGGGAAUAAAUUUUCUAGUUUUGUAAAAAGGUGUUUAGUUACAUAGAUUUACUAAAGC
Messenger RNA from Malaya genurostris, 2095 nucleotides. Its product is annotated as ejaculatory bulb-specific protein 3-like. Lineage: Eukaryota; Metazoa; Arthropoda; Insecta; Diptera; Culicidae. The record is from RefSeq and is a predicted model, not a curated record. The transcript has 2 exons. Bases 950 to 1447 code for a protein of 165 amino acids.